GAUGCAUACAAACAAAUAUAUAUUAAUAAUAUAGAUAUACAUAUUCAGAUUAGAUAAGCUUGUCCAUUUUACCUUGGCAUCCGAACCCCUCUCUGUAGUCUUGCGCGCAUCGUAAACCGAACCCUUCAGGUAUCUAGAUUCCUCUAUCCUCGGAAAUCAGAUGAUAAAGUUGUAAGGAUGAGACGUGAUUUCCCUGUAAGAUUUUACUGUCCAAUGUUUCUCACUUUCUAUACGGUUCCCAGUUUCUUUUCAUUUGGUUAUCUCAACCUUGUUAUGAGCUCUAGGUUUUGAUUGGUCGCUUUGCCGUUUAUGGAUCUCGGGUUGGUGAAGAGGGGCUUCGAUUUUUCUAAGAGGAGAAAGAAAUGGCUUAUUCUUCUUGCCGCUUUAGGCGUCUCCGGUUUUGGAGUUUACAAGGUCUAUCAUUUACCCUCUGUGAUCAAUAAGAGAAAGAGGCUGGUUAAGCUCCUUCGAGCCCUACUUUCCAUGGCUGAGAUGCUCGCGGAUUCGGCAGAGACAAUUGGUAUUGUCUCCAAGGACUUGAAGAAGUUUCUGCAAUCCGAUUCCGACCAAAUUCCUCAUAGUCUGAAGCAGGUUUCCAAAAUCGCGCGGUCAGAGGAGUUCUCGGAAUCGUUGGUUAGGGUUACGCAGGCUUUCACGGUUGGGAUUUUGCGGGGUUCCAAGUCCGAGGCGAUGACUGACAGGGAGCCCGAUACAGGUUCGGCGAAUUCGAGCUUUUCUGACAGGAUUUUGGAGAGGCUUUUCUCCACGGCGGGGGCCGGUUUUGCUUCAGUUGUUGUUGGAAGCUUUGCGAGGAAUCUGGUUUUGGGAUUUUACUCCAGUGGCGGACCCAUGGACGGUCCUAGUGUGUGCCAACCCGGUUCUAGCUUAUCAGACGAGCCCAGAUGGCUAAAUGUGGUCUGCUCUGAUAAAUGCAAAGAACUCAUAGCAAAUUGCAUUCAAGUUUUUGUAAGCAGGGCAGUUUCUGUUUAUCUAGACAAAACAAUGGAUAUUAACGUGUAUGAGGAGAUGUUUAGCGGAUUAACCAAUCCCAAGCAUCAAGACAAAGUGAGGGAUAUUCUGGUUACUGUUUGUAAUGGUGCGGUGGAGACACUUGUAAGAACAUCUCACCAAGUAUUGACGAGUUCAAGUUUGGGUUCAAAUUCUUCUUGCUCAAAUGUUGAUCAGAGCAUUAGUACAACUGCCAUCAACGAUGAGCGUUUUGAUCGAGAAGAAUCUUCAAAGCAGCUGAAAGUAGGGAAUUCGAUUUAUGGAACUCAGGAUUCUGGGUGGGUUGGCAAGGUUUCAUCUACAUUGGCAGUGCCCAGUAAUAGGAAGUUUGUGCUUGACGUGACUGGGAGGGUGACAUUUGAAACAGUGAGAUCCGUGGCGGAGUUUCUUUUUUGGAAGCUAUUAGAUGGCUUGAAAAAAAUUAUUGAUGUAGUUCAUGUGGAGGUUGUGGAGAGAGGGUUGGAAGUUAUCAGAUAUUUUGGUGCGAAGUCUUUUGUUAUCGCUAAUAUGUGUCUUGCUCUGUAUCUACAUGUUCUUGGUGGUAGCAGGGUUUUCUUGGCUGCUUAAUUCGAGGAGAUUCUCCUCCCCUAUAUAGAUCUUGUCAUGGAGAUUUCAACGACUGAGUGCUACAAUUGCUCCUCGAUACAGAUAGUUCCGGUGGAUUAGUUUUUUCUACAAUUUUCUAUUCGGAACAAUUCUACAGUUCGGAGACAGAUAUUCCAUCCAUUUUGUUAUAGACUCAAUACAUGAACCCACAAUAUUUAAUACUGGGAUCUACACAGCUCAUCACAGCAUUUUAAUGCUAUGAAGUCACCAUGUUACGACUACCACUCUGAAUUGUCAAGAAGCGUUUAGGAUAGUAAAUUAUUGGAAAUCUUCAUCGUAUUCUUGUAUGUGUAUCUUUGCUGCCCUUAAUUGAAAUGCAUUAGUGUGUU
Molecule: messenger RNA, 1943 nt
Organism: Juglans microcarpa x Juglans regia
Lineage: Eukaryota; Viridiplantae; Streptophyta; Magnoliopsida; Fagales; Juglandaceae
Product: protein PHLOEM PROTEIN 2-LIKE A10-like
Exons: 1
Coding region: 310-1575 (421 amino acids)
Source: RefSeq, a predicted model, not a curated record